GAACAUUAUGUGAUAUUUUCUGAAUCCUCGUAUUCGCUUUUCUCAUCAUCUUCGCAUUUGCGAUGCCGAACAUACAAAGGACGCGAGAAUCUUUCUGUUUACAUCAAGAACGACGUCUUUGCCGUUCGGCAACAAUGUUAAUACUGUUGCUGUUAUCUCUGGGUGACAUACCAUCUGCAAAUGGAUCUUGCGAGUUUCCAGCUGCGUGGACCGGAGAAUGGUAUCAACAUGGACAAUCGGUAUCAAUUACCGUAAAUGCAACGGUUCUAGGUGAGAGGACGUGCGUGAAACGAACAGAACACUCGUACAUCGUUUACGAUAAUAAUUGCUAUCAUUGUAUAAUUGUUAACGAUCGACACGAGAAUGUGAUUCAAUUUCGUGAAGGAUACUGCCAUGUGCAACAAGCCACUUUGGAUGAAAUGUGUACGAGCAUCAAGUCCGACGACACUUUAUAUUCAAUGUUUCGUGUAAAUUCUAAACCAAUACCCUGCCCCUUUAGUGGGUCCUCGUUUACGUUUACCUAUGACAAGGGUUUUGGUGAAUGUGCUGCACCAAUUAGUCUUGGUGAAAAAUGUACUGACGAAAGUAAAUUACUUCUCAAGUAUCAAGCUUGCCCGGAUAUCAAACGGAGCGAGAGUAACACGGAAGAAUUACAAUGUCUUGCGAUAUGGAACGAUGGUCGUAACAAGUAUCUCAUAGGAACAUUAACAGGAAGGAGCAUCUCGGGUGCUGAAAAAACAUAUAGAUGUUUUCUAUACGAAGAGAAAACGCAUCAUCAGGGGAAAGUGGUUUACUUACUUGCUCAGUCUGGUGAGCCAAAUUGUAAUGGCCUAACUACUGUUUCUGAGGGAUCACCAACUAUAAAGCUUACAAAAGUCGACAAGGAGCACAACCGAUGCAGAUAUCCUUCGUGGAUUACUGAACAUCAUGACUGGCAUUCCUUAGAUGGUACUAAAGUUUAUCAUUUUACAAAUAAAAAUGCAACGCUCAAAGUUAAAGUACAAAACGCCGAUGGAGAUACGUUUCACGAGGAAAAGAUUAUUUGCCACAGUCUAGAGAAAUUACAUGUGUCAGAAAAUACACAGGGACACAAAACAAAGUUGAUCGCUCACUUUACUAGCGGGUGUGAUAUUGGCUAUGUUUGCAUGAUAUUUUACAAAAGGGAUCAUCAUAUUAUAGAGCUACAGCAAUCGAAUCAAAAGACUAUUAUGCCAGAUGAGGCAUGUUCUCUCACAGAUACGUCUACAAUGGCGUAUACUACUUUAAUAAGCUCUUCGUUACGCCAGAGAAAGUGUCCUAAUCCUGGGCGAUACGUUGUUCUGGGAUUCGCACCGUUUAGUGUAUCAAGUACUUCACUUCAACGACAGCGUCGUAGCGAAAGACGCUCUUCUAGAAUAACUAAAAGAAGGACGUGGCAGGACGAUAUGUCCCAAAAGGAAUCACACGAGCUGCAACGUCAACAUCAACAACAACAUCACCUUCAUCACCAUCAUCAUCAUCAACGUGGUGGAGAACAGCAUCAACAGCAACAAGAGCAACAAAGAGAUGAUUGCAAGAGUACUAGUGUUCAAAUAAGUUGUGCUUCAUCGGAUGAGACUGAAAUUGUUAUUGGAAAAACAUGUGACACGGAAGAAGCAACGUAUUAUUGUCAUGGCAGUUGGCAAGAAAAAAAUACCUGGUACACGAUUGUAUCGUUAAAAACGAACCAAGCUUCUUCAAGUUUCGGACAAACAUUUUGUUUUUCUAUGCGACUUGACAGUAGUAUACAGAAAUCAGCUAUAGUCGGAAAAACGCUUAAAACGAAACUUCCUGAACAGGAACUUUGGUUCGCCAAAUUGGAUCGUGUCUGUCGGAGUGAACAAAUUGAAGACGAACGAUCCUACACACUUGUUAAUCAAGGAGUUUGCGAAGACAUGGAAAAAGCAUAUUCCAGUUUAGCGUCACUUUUUUCCAAGUCAAGAAUUUUAUUUAUCGCAAUCAUGGGAAAUUGUAUUGCGUAUAUAUUUUUACUGAGGUGAUAUGCCAAUACUACGUAAACUGAAGUCGAUGCUUCUAGUAAAGCCGAUUUUCCAUUC
Messenger RNA from Eufriesea mexicana, 2075 nucleotides. RefSeq lists its product as uncharacterized. The transcript has 13 exons. Lineage: Eukaryota; Metazoa; Arthropoda; Insecta; Hymenoptera; Apidae. The record is from RefSeq and is a predicted model, not a curated record. Bases 63 to 2018 code for a protein of 651 amino acids. Gene Ontology annotation, biological process: autophagosome-lysosome fusion.